CGAUGGUGGGAACACGUAAACGUCGUCCAGGAGAACGGACAGACCCCGAAGAAGAGAAACCGGUGACUAGGGAAGAAGACGGAGAAGAAGUCAUUGCUCAAAAGAGAGAAGCAUGCAGAGUAAUUGAUCAAGUAAAAGUUUUGAUCGAGGAGUGCCUCAUGCAGUAUAUGAACAAGGAAGAAGUGUUGAAUGAUCUCUGUACAAGGAAAGGAGUCGACCGUGGAAUCACUGAGACUGUUUGGGAAAAGCUUGUGCAGGACAACUCUGAGUUCUUCCAGCAAUACUAUGCUAAAACGAUGCUCAAGAAACAAAUUCUGUGCUACAAGUAUGUUCUUGAGAAGCAAGUCAGACUGACGCAUGAAAGAUUUCAAUCUGCAGCUGCUUCAUCCACAUUGCAAUCUCAACCAGAGAAUACAAUGAGACAUGGAUCAAACUCCGCAGGGACAAGCUAUAUGGUGGGAACGAACAAUCAACAGAGUCCCAUGAUACAUGAUGAGUUCCCUGCACUUGUGAGCACACAUGUUGGCCGGUGUGCUUCGGUUCCCACUGCAAGGGUGCCGAAAGGAAUAAUAACAGGAGAUACAAGAGCUAUAGCUCUUGAGGAGUUGACAGGGACAGCAAGGGUAUCAGAUAAUAGUUAUAUGAACAACUUGGGUUCUGGAUUUCCUGAGGGCAAUCUCAUGGGAAGACCCUCAUUCACAGGAAACAUGCUUGAUGCAUCUUUCAAUCCUGAGUUGGUUGGGCAACACUAUAGCAAGCAGUUCUUAGAUGCUAAUAUAUCAUCUGGAUAUUCAUGUCAGGGAUCUGAAGGUGCAGGAGGAAUUCCACCACCACAUGUAACACAAUUUGCUUCAGCUUCAGCAGCAAACUAUCAGCCAUGCGCUCAAAAUCCUGAGAACAUGAUCACCCAUGGCGGGGGGAUCUUCACAGACCUCGCUCCCGCUCACGUGAUGGGCAACUCGGCAGGCAUGCAAGCAUCAGAGAAUCCAUUCGGCGGAAUGCUUCAUGAGGUGGUAGGCGGAGGCACCAUGUCCUCUCCCUGCUACCCGAGCAGCUUCGAUUUCGGAGAUGCUGCUGUUCCUGCGAGUGCCAUGGAAGCUUCCGCCCCCAUGCUGAGAUCAGAGCCCCCAAACACCGGAAUGCUGCUCCACGAGCCGGGAGGGAGAGGGGUCAUGUCAGCUCCAUUUUAUUCGAGCAGUUCAGGAUUCGCGAAUGGUGAGGAAAACCCGGGAAGAAUGCCGGCAUCGGAUCACUGGUACACCGAGUUGCCUGCGGAAUUGAUGGGGAGAGAGAACACGUACUGGAGUGCUUCCAAUCCAUCGUCCCUGCAACAGCUUCAGCGAGCUGGACAACCAGCUGCGGCGCAUUCACCCUCGGCGUUCAUGCAUCGUAAUAUCUGAUUCAGGUAACAUUCUUUACGACUACGUUGUUUCUUCAUCCAAGAUCAAGAAGAGCAACAGGCAGAUUGUGGAAGCCACCGACCAUGAUGCACUUUGCAGAGCUUCCAAGGUAGCUCUGGCGGAGGAGCUACUGUUUCUGCUCUAGAGUUGUCAUGUCAUGCAGACCUCCACGAAGUCGAUCACAGCCAGUUUUCUAUUUUCUGCUGCGGAGUAUCUGUUUUGCUCCAAAUGUUGCGAGCUCUCAUAUCUUUGUUAGAUGAACUUGAAAACUUGAAACGCUGGUCUUCUUGGUCUGCAUUCAUCUUCCUGCUCUGCAAGUUGUACAGGUCAACACAUGCUUCAGGUUUGACAAGGAUGAGGAAGAAACUUACCUGUAUGACCAGCCCUAAUAGAACUCAUGGAAGAACACUGAAAUAAACAGGCCUUGGAAUCCUGUAUGCAUUUGCCAAAGGAGAACUUGGAAAGGAGAAAGGGUCAUCUGUGUGCAUCUAUGUACUUCCAUGAUUUCUGCUAAUGCUUCUUCACCUUCCAAAGCAGAGCUGCAGUUUGCUCACCCAUUUUGCUGAUGAAAGCUGCACUCUGCUGAAAUCCAUGCAUGUCCGAAAACUAAAGUUUAAUUGCUACAAUUUUAGGACACCUGAAAUUUGCUAAUUCAGAUUAGCAUCAGCUCAAUAUGACGAGGACUUCAAUACAACCUCUGUUGAGCUCCA
Molecule: messenger RNA, 2110 nt
Organism: Musa acuminata subsp. malaccensis (wild Malaysian banana)
Lineage: Eukaryota; Viridiplantae; Streptophyta; Magnoliopsida; Zingiberales; Musaceae
Source: RefSeq, a predicted model, not a curated record